AUGGACAUCUUGGGUUUCAACCUUGCCAACCCAAGCCUUCCAAAGAGUGUCCUGCAACCUCUCCCACACCCGUGCACUUCGUCAAUCGCCUCGUCUGCGUCGUCUUCCUCGUCCUCAGUCUUCUCCCUCGACUCCUCUUCCCAAUAUUCACUGUCGUCGUCAGCUAGUUCUGUCGACGUGAUCUGGGAAAAUGAGGUCUUAGGAACUGGUGACUCAUCAUCACAGCAACCGGCUGGAGGAGCUAGAACGUUGAGCUCGUCAAGUGAAUCGAACUUCCACUGCUUCCGUUCUGGAAGAGGUUGUGGCCCUAAAGUCGCUGACGCUGCGGUUGCUCCUGAAUUGCGGCAGAAUCCCCGACGUACCAAUAGUAACACCUCAUUGUCAUCUGCCUGUUCGCGGGCCCCACCUUCGUUGGUCCGCCAGUGUGAUCGGAAGGUCAAUUUCGUCGACAAUCUUGUCGACUCUGCGUCUCAGAUCGUCGAAACUAUCUGGCCGUUAUCAGUGGUAGCGCUCCGCAAUGAUUCUCCCUUGGGUUCAAGGGGGGUUUUGCCACUGCGCACUUUCAUCCAGGAAACCCUUCGACGGUCAAGAACCAGCUAUUCGACUCUCCAAGUUGCCCUGUACUAUCUUAUCAUGAUUAAGCCUCAUGUACCUAAACAAGAUUUCACCAUGGAGCAACCCAGGAACCACCCGUGCUCUCGUGCUAUGCAAUGUGGCAGGCGAAUGUUCCUUUCUGCACUUAUUUUAGCCUCUAAGUAUCUCCAGGAUCGAAAUUACUCCGCCAGAGCGUGGAGCAAAAUUUCGGGAUUGAAUACACUUGAGAUCAAUCAAAAUGAGCUGGCGUUCCUCGAGGCUGUGGGCUGGAAACUUCACAUUUCGGAAGCCAUCUUCCAGCGUUGGACGGACAUUGUUCUCAAGUACACGCCCAGCGCGGGUGGUUCUCCAAACGGAGAAGGUCUCACCUGGCGGAACAUUAUCCCUGUGCUCACUGCAGAACUUGACACCGUCGAUCUGGAAUCCGACCGGUAUCGUGGUGUCACUGAUCAUGUCAUGUCUGGCAUCAGCGUCUCACCGUCACAAAUAUAA
Molecule: messenger RNA, 1086 nt
Organism: Histoplasma mississippiense
Lineage: Eukaryota; Fungi; Ascomycota; Eurotiomycetes; Onygenales; Ajellomycetaceae
Exons: 2
Coding region: 1-1086 (361 amino acids)
Biological process (GO): regulation of cyclin-dependent protein serine/threonine kinase activity
Cellular component (GO): nucleus; cyclin-dependent protein kinase holoenzyme complex
Molecular function (GO): cyclin-dependent protein serine/threonine kinase regulator activity; protein kinase binding
Source: RefSeq, a predicted model, not a curated record